Messenger RNA from Podarcis raffonei (Aeolian wall lizard), 4913 nucleotides. It is a transcript of the gene ATN1, whose product is annotated as atrophin 1. The record is from RefSeq and is a predicted model, not a curated record. Gene Ontology annotation, cellular component: nucleus. NCBI's taxonomy places the organism in Eukaryota, Metazoa, Chordata, Lepidosauria, Squamata, Lacertidae. Gene Ontology annotation, molecular function: transcription corepressor activity. The transcript has 11 exons. The coding region runs from base 309 to 3986 and encodes 1225 amino acids.
CCGCUCCCCCAUCUUUGAAGUCCCGGGGAGAAAAAGGAAGAGGAGGAGGGAGGGAGGGGAAGACGGAGUUGUGCAGCUGCUGCCGCCGCCGCUGCUACAGCUGGCUCUCCGAGCCUCUCCUGCGCCUCCUUCUCCUUCGUUCCCCCCUUCAUUCGACCUCGCUGCCGGAGCCCGGAAUUGUUGGGAGCCUAGCAUCCUUGGACAAAGUUCUCCCCGCCCUUUUCCCGAAGAGCAGAGGUUGUUUUACCCUUGAGGCUCACACCUCAGUCUCCCAAGGAAUAGUUGUGUGGCGGACUGUAUAAAAGUUAAUGUUUUCAUCCACUCGGACAAAGGAGAAUGGGGACCCUACAUCCAAAAGAAUGAAGACUCGACAGAAUAAAGACUCCAUGGAAGAUAGGGUGCAGCAGAAGGGGAGGAACAGCAACUCCAUGGAAAACAAGAUGUCGAUGCGGAGUGGUAGGAAGAAGGAGACUCCGGGGCCCCGAGAGGAGCUCAGGACGCGGGGCCGAGCCUCUCCAGGUGGCGUCAGCACUUCCAGCAGUGAUGGCAAGGCUGAGAAAUCCCGGCAAACUUCCAAGAAGGGUCGGGUGGAGGAGUCCAUGGCCCCUAAAGGAAGCAAGCAAAGCCGCCCGGAGGAGAUAUCGGAGAGCGAAGGAGAGGACACCAAUGCCCCAAAGAAAACUAAAACCGAGGAGCUGCCGAGGCCUCAGUCUCCCUCAGACGUUGACAGCCUCGAUGGCCACAGCUUCAACGAUGAGACAAGCAGCGACCCUCGCGACAUCGACCAGGACAACCGGAGCACCUCGCCCAGCGUCUACAGCCCCGGCAGCGUGGAGAACGACUCCGACUCCUCCUCAGUGCUGUCCCAGGGGCCGGCCCGCUCCUACCACCACCCUCCACUCUUCCCCCAGAGCCCCUCUCCUGCCCCCCUGGCAGAGGGCCUAGCUCGCCCACCAGAGCCAAACUUUGGCCUGGCAGGGGACGUCCACCCUCCGGGCCCCGCUGGCAGUUACCAGCCGCAACUUGAGGCCCAGGCCUCGAGGAUUUUCCAGGCGCAAGCCCCGCCGCCUCCCACUCUGUCUGCCAAUUCCUCUUCUUCCUCGUCCUCACCUUCCUCCUCUACCUCCUCCUCCUCCUGCACGACCCACGUCCCCCUCUACUCUGGCGCCAAUGUGGUCCAGAUGGGGCCCAAAGCAGUUGGUGCAGGGCCAGGCCUCCCCGCGCCAGGCGGGCGAGAGCAAGCCCUUGGCACCAAGCACAACCCGCCCCCGACAACCCCCAUUUCCUUGGCCCCGGUGGCGGGGGGUCUGCCCCCUCAGAAAACCCCUCCGAACAACUCCCCAUCGGUGCUCCCUUCCUCCGCGGCCGCUUUCCCCCACGUCCUUGCCAACCUGCCCCCGCCGCCCGCUCUGAGGCCCCUCAACAAUAUGUCGGCCGCCUCCAGCUCCCCGGGGGUGGCGGGGCAAGCGCUGGGCGGGCACCUCCCGCCCCCCCACGGGAUGGGCCAGGACAAGUCGCCCGUCCAUUCCCGCUACCCCUACGCCCCCGCCCCGCCCCCGCCCAGCUCUUCGGCCGCCCAGUACGCUCUGCCGCCCCCUUCCCAGGCCCUCCCCAGCUACAGCUCCUCCUACGGCCACUCUUUCCCCCAGCCCAGCAGCCUCUCCGUCGCCAGCCAGCCCCCCAAGUACACCCAGCCCUCCAUGCCCUCCCAGCCAGUUUGGAGCCAAGGGCCGCCGCCCUAUAGCCGCCCCCUGGGCAACGUCGGCUCACACCCUCCGGCCGCCUUCCCGGGUCAGGCUGCCCUGCACCAGCAGCAGCACCAGCAUCACAGCCACGCUAGUGGUGCGGGGGGCCCAGCAGCGGCUGCGGCAGCCCCCCAGGCCCCCGGAGGGUAUCCCCACCCAUUGGAGCCAGGCCCGCACCACCCGUCCCACGCCGCCUAUGGCCUCCGCCUCUACCCACCCCAUGGCCAUGCCACGUACAGCCAGGCCCCUUCUGCGUCUUCCUCUUCCGCCUCCUCAUCCUCUGCCUCUUCUUCUUCUUCUUCUUCUUCCACCACCUCCUCUUCUUCCUCCUCCUCUGCACCCCAGGGAACGUACCCGGGAGUCUGCAGCCACCCCCAGGGGCAAAACACAGCGGCCUACACAUUCCCACCGCCGCCACCGCCUUCGCCUGCCCACGGAGCCGGACCACCAGUCACCUCCGCCUCCGCCACCCUAUCCACCGUUAUCACCACCAUGGCCUCCACCUCGGCAGCCCCCUACAAGACGGCGUCGCCCCCGGCGGGGCCCCCCUCAGUAACCACCUACGGGAAGCGGACGGCCUCUCCGUCCCCCACCUUCCAGCCCCCGGCCCCCUACAAGCCGGGCUCCCCUCCUUCCUCCGCCUCCUCCUCUUCCUCAGCGUCCUCAUUUCGUGCUGCCACCCCACCGGGGUACAGGCUGGCCUCUUCCCCGGCGGGCGGGGGAUACAAGGCCCCUUCGCCAGCCCCCGUGGCCCCCCCAGCUGCGGGGGGCAUGCCGGCCCCUCCCCCUCCCUUGCCCCCGCUGCCCCUCAGCGCCGCACAGAUCAAGCAAGAGCCUUCUGAGGAAUACGAGCCCCCGGAGAGUCCGAUGCCCCCUGUCCGGAGCCCCUCGCCAGCCCCCAAGGUGGUGGACGUGGCAAGCCAUGCCAGCCAGUCUGCGAGGUUCAAUAAACACCUGGAUCGCGGCUUCAACUCCUGCUCACGGACCGAUCUCUACUUUGUACCACUGGACGGCUCCAAGCUGGCUAAGAAGCGGGCAGAUCUUGUGGAGAAGGUGCGCAGGGAGGCUGAGCAGAAGGCCCGGGAGGAGAAGGAGCGUGAAAGGGAGCGAGAGCGAGAGAAGGAGAGGGAGAGGGAGAAAGAACGGGAGCUGGAAAGAAGUGUGAAGGUGGCGCAAGAAGGCCGCGCAGUGGAGUGCGCCUCCCUGGGGCCCGUCCCUCACCGCCCGUCGUUUGAGCAAGGCAGCGCCGUUGCCACUGUCCCCCCCUACCUGGGCCCCGACACGCCGGCGCUCCGCACCCUCAGCGAGUACGCGCGGCCCCACGUCAUGUCCCCAAGCAACCGCAACCACCCCUUCUACGUCCCGCUGGGCGCGGUGGACCCCGGACUGCUGGGCUACAACGUGCCGGCCAUCUACAGCAGCGACCCAGCCACCCGGGAGAGGGAGCUGCGAGAGCGGGAGGCCCGCGAGCGAGACCUCCGGGACCGCGACCUGCGCGAGCGCCUCAAGCCUGGCUUCGAGGUGAAGCCCGCCGAGUUGGAGCAGCUGCACGCUGUGCCCAGCGCCACCAUGGAUCCUUUCCCGCGGCAUGGGGGGCUGGCUCUGCAGGCCGGCCCGGGCCUGCACCCCGCUUUCCCUUUCCACCCGGGGCUGGGCCACCUGGAGAGGGAGCGGCUAGCGCUGGCGGCCGGCCCUGCCCUGCGGCCCGACAUGUCCUACGCCGAGCGACUGGCGGCCGAGCGGCAGCAUGCUGAAAGGGUGGCCGCCCUGAGCAACGACCCCUUGGCCCGGCUGCAGAUGCUCAACGUGACCCCCCAUCACCACCAGCACUCCCACAUCCACUCCCACCUCCAUCUCCACCAGCAGGACGCCAUCCACGCAGCUUCUGCCUCUGUUCACCCUCUUAUCGAUCCACUGGCUUCUGGGUCACAUCUCACCCGGAUACCCUACCCAGCUGGUACCAUCCCUAAUCCGCUCCUUCCUCACCCACUGCAUGAAAAUGAGGUGCUGCGCCACCAGCUUUUUGCUGCCCCCUACAGAGACCUGCCAGGCUCUCUCUCGGCUCCGAUGUCGGCAGCGCAUCAGCUCCAAGCCAUGCAUGCACAGUCAGCAGAGCUCCAGCGCCUGGCCCUGGAACAGCAGCAGUGGCUGCACGCUCACCACCCUCUGCACGGAGUGCCGCUCCCGACCCAGGAGGAUUACUACAGUCACCUGAAAAAAGAAAGCGACAAGCCCCUCUAAGCAGAUCCCAUUCCCCAUGGCGACGUCAUUGACCUUCUUGCUGCUGCUGCUGCUGCUUCUGAAAGAGAGGAAGAGAGGAAGAUUUGACAACCAAACCCUGGAAGCUGCACAGUGACACAACUUCUAAUGUCGUUUAAUGGGAGAGGGACGAAAGCAGGCUGACCCCUGGCGGGAGGGGGGGUGGCGAAAGGGGAAGGACAAGCGGGGCGCCAAACACCAGGCAAGGAUUUCGAACCUAUGGCUAAAUGUGCCCUUGUAUCCUGUAAGCAAAGGUAUAUAAACCAUCGUGCAUCUAUUUUUCUGCCCUCCCCACCCCCUGCAAUCCUCGGGCAAAUUGCGGCCAGUCAGCAGGAACUUCGAAAGGCAUGGGGGAGUCUCCCAAAGUCCCCUUCCGCCAUGCCUUGACGCAGGAGAGAGUCCAGAAGACUCGCGGGACGUUUCAAGAAGGCAUGGCCACGUUCUUGCUCAGCCCCCCCGAGAGACAGGGGCCGAGCCGAGAGGUGCAAAGCACCACAGGACUGUUCCAAGAGGGCAGCUGCCGUUUUUCUUCGUAUCCAUGCCUAGAGGGAAGGAGCGCUGGCGAGCUGUGGGACUGUUUGAAGGAUGGCAACUGCCCGUUCCCCUCCCGUCUCGUGGGGGUGAGGAGGGCGGAGGUGGAUGCAGCCGAGUGACGAAAAAAAGCACGUUUGGGACUUUCCACGAUGGCAGCUGCCCCUUUCCCCCUCCACCCCCUUCCAGUUGAUGUACUUUUAACUCAUGCACAUUCUGUUAGACGUGGCGGUUUUGCGUAGCAAUUUGUGGUUCCUUGAUCUCCCCGUGUGUGUGUCUAAUCUCACGGUUGUAUAUCUUGAUCUGUCCUCAUAUAUAUUUACAUAAGAACAUUAAAAGAUGCCCAACUAUGGGAGGAGAAUCUCCCUACACACCCAA